UGCAACAUCUUCGUAGGGAGAAGGGGUCAAUGGAGGGUUCAAUUCGUGCACCAUCUUCAUCAAGCCAAAGUGCUACACGGGGUUGACAAAAGCUUCAGGAAGAGAGAGAAAGUCCCCUCUAACUACAAGCGAUGCACCAAGAUAAAGAUGAGCUGUUGGUGAUUCUGAAGAAAGCCUAAGUUCAAUAUUAUGGAUUUAGUUGGAACUUUAUAUUUGUUAAAGUGUACUUUGGAAGUAUUGUGUAGUAAUAAUGUGUACUUUGGAAAUUAGCAUUGUGUGGCAUGGAUAAUGGAGAAUAUUGUAGACUUUGAAGGUACUUUGCAUGUGUACUUUAUGAGAAUUUUGAAAUGCUUCAGCA
Molecule: messenger RNA, 358 nt
Organism: Linum tenue
Lineage: Eukaryota; Viridiplantae; Streptophyta; Magnoliopsida; Malpighiales; Linaceae
Source: the annotation of a GenBank genome assembly